CGCGACUAGUAGUAGUAAUUGGAGUAUCGUCUAAGUGACCAUCUCCAUUCAUAUUUCACCAUAUUGACCGGAUUCAGCACAGUUUAUUUCUGAUCAUGCAGAUAAACUACAUCGAAGACCUGAGAUCAUGAUCAUCUGCAAAAAACAUGGUAUUCAAGUUUUAACCAAAAGGUCACCAGUAGUACAUUGAAAAUCAUUGACUGAGAAAUGGCGAUUUCACUGGGUUCUAUGAGCUCAGCUUCUAUUCCCAUGCAACAGACACCUGUGGGGAAUCCGGACUUUGUAAAGCUUGAUCCAAAGUACAAAUGCUUGAAAUGCAGGAAGGUACUAAGAGAUGCAGUACAAACACUUUGCGGUCACCGGAUGUGUGAGAUCUGUGCAUUCAAAGCAUUUGAUGAGCCACCACCUAUCCGAUGUCCUGGGAAUGAAGACACGUGUGUUCCAAUUCUGCAAAAAGAGGAGAUAUUCAGAGACCCCAGCGCACGACGUGAGAUCAGGACACUUCCUGUGUAUUGUACUUACAAGAAUCAAGGAUGUCAGUUAGAAAUGCAAUGGAAACAACUAGAGGAACAUGAGUUGAGCUGCGAGUACAAGCCGGUACAGUGCAGUUUUGUUAGGAAUGGAUGUGGUGUAUGUACCAUCAUACAGAAACUAGAGGAACACCUUAAGGAGUGUGAAUACAGAAAUAUAACCUGUACCUUCUGUAGAGAUGAUAUCAUCUUUAAUCAGAAACAGGAGCAUGAAUCAGCUAAGUGCAGAAAAUUUCCGAUUCCCUGUCCAAAUGGUUGCGGUAUUGAAAAACUACCUAGAGAUGAAAUGCGAGAACAUGAACCAGAAUGUCCAAAAAAACCCAUUCACUGUAAAUUUACCAAUGUUGGAUGUGAAUUUUCUGGAUCAAAAGAAGAUGUGAAAAAGCAUGAACAGGAAUCAAUUGACCAUCACCUACAGCUUACCACUGUGUAUACGGCCAGCAUUGACCUGCAGAGUAUGGAGAUCCGAAGGGAGAUACAGGAUAUCUCUGCAAGUCGGGAAAGCUACAAGAGGACUGUUGACCUGUGUCUGAAGGAAGUGACCACUGUAAAAGAUGGCUUGGAAGUCAGCAAAAUGGCUGUCAAGGAUAUGAAGCUGAAAGCUGUUGCCCUCACUGAAAGAGUGAUCCACCUGGAAAGACGAGUAGAAGAUUUGGCAAAGAAAGACACGGUAGAAAAACAGGGAAGAGACAUCCAGACCCUGCGGGAUGGACAGACAAAUAUCUCUGACAGAGUGACGCAGAUCGAGCGAAAUGGACUCGGCGGAGGACAGGGGGAGGGUGUCCCAGGUAAUGUUGCUAACCAGUUGCAGAACCAUGAAAGACAGAUUGGACUGAUGGAUGUCCGUGUGGCUGAAUUAGACCUCAGACUCCAGAUACACGAGACUGCCUCCUUCAAUGGGGUUUUGAUGUGGAAAAUCAGAGAUUAUGCUAGAAGGAAGCAGGAAGCCAUUACAGGCAGGACACUUUCUUUGUACAGCCAGCCCUUUUACACAAGUCAAUUCGGAUACAAGAUGUGUGCUCGUGUGUAUCUGAAUGGAGAUGGCAUGGGCAAAGGCACACAUAUGUCACUCUUCUUUGUGGUGAUGAGAGGGGAUUUUGACACCCUCCUUCCGUGGCCGUUCCAGCAGAAGGUGAACAUGAUGCUACUAGAUCAGGACACGGGAGCGAGACACCUGUCAGACACCUUCAGACCUGAUCCCAACAGCAACAGCUUCCGAAGACCACAGACAGAGAUGAAUAUCGCAUCAGGCUGUCCCCUUUUUGUCUCUCACACUGUGCUGGAAACAAGAACGUACCUUCAUGAAGACACUAUCUUUAUCAAAAUCGAUGUGGACAUCAAUGGAAUCAAUCCUCCCUAACAAAUGCUUGCCUCAUUUCUUUCAGCGCGGUGUUUGUGCGCUCAUUACAGCUAAUAUGAAAGACUCUCUAUGCUAUGCAGUAAAAGAUUAUGGUAAUGGUAAAAUGUGGCUUAAAACUGAAUGCAAGGAAAUGAUCUCUCUCAGUCAGCGACUUAUUACUAGCAUUGUAGCUUUAUUGAACCACUCUUUAUUUCCAUCCUCCAUCCUGUUUGCCAUUACUUUUAAACCCUUGUUCCAACAUCACCAUCUUCAUGGGAAUUUAUCCUCCACCAAACACGUUAUUCUGGCUGUUAAUGAAAGGAAAAUGAGGCUCAAGAUAAUGUUUUCUUCCCAGAAGGCUGUUACCUUGGCGUGGUUGGGAAGCUUGGACACCUUCAAUAUAAUAUCUAAGUCUAUAACAGAAACAUCAAAAAUUGGUAGAAGGUUAUACAAAACACAGUCUUGGAUCAUUGAUAAUUAUUGUAUAAGUCUAUGUAAACCAUGUACAAUUUUGUUACGAAACAAUGUAACUUUGCAUAAGAUACAUGUAAAGUGUACAUGUGUUACAUAUGUUGUCUAUGUAUGUUAUAGCUGUGAAUCAGACUGCUAAUUCACAGUAUGGUUUUUAAUGAUGUACGAACAGGUGUUUUGUCACAUUUCUAUUGUUAUAAUAGAUUAUGUAGGUGUAAGAGGAUUUUAAAAUCCUAUCAAAAAGUUAAAAAAAAUUGUCAGUAUCAAGGCUCUGUGUUGAUUCUUACCCAAACUUUGACAUGACGAUUAAAUGUUUAUAUCUCCCAUACCAAUAAAAUAUUUUACUGGGUUCUUUUCCCUAUGCCAUUGCUGAGGUAAUAGUCCAGAAACUCCUCUUUUCUGUCCACUGUGCUUUAAAUGAUAAAAUCUUACUUCCUCUGUAUGACAUCAUUCAACAGUGACUAUAACAACAACAAAAAAAAACAAAAAAAAUGUGUUUUAUAGACCAUCGAUACUUAUCACACGUAGAUAUGGCGGAGUUUCUAUGUUGUGCUUUGCUUGAUAAGUAACUGACUGAGAGAAAUCAUUAAAAUGACAUUCAGGAAAGCAUGGGGCCAGGAUAUCUAAUUGGUCAAUUUAAUAUGAAACGUGAUUCAAAUUGCACACUAGAAUUAUUUGUACAAGCUAUAUAUGUUAUGUUGACAAUGCAUAAAAUAUGUAUGUUGCUGAAAAUGCAUUUUAAAAUGCUUUUCAAAUUUACUGAAACAUGACUAUAACCAGCAAAAACAAUAAUGUGGAGUUGACUAUAAAUUAAUUAAUGCAAUUUGACUUUCACUUCCUGUGAAAGUUAUGUCAUUUAAGUAUACCGGUGUGUUAUCUUCUGUAAUUGUAUAUAGGAAAUUUCUCAGUGCAGUUUUUCAGUCAUUGCUUUUGUUUUCCAUAAUGAGGGUGCAUUGAAUUGUUAUGACAGUGAAUAUUAGCACACAGCAUAGCUCAGAUAUUAUUGGUGAUUACAUGUGAAGAGAGAAUUGAACACUGGGCAGAUGUAGCUUUUACUAAUGAAGGGUGAAUCUGGGACUGGGAAAGUUUCCUGGUAUACAUUAUCCCCUUUGUUGUUACACUCACACAUUGCAACUAUGAUCGUUUUCGAGAGAGAUGUCUUUUAAUAUCAGAUUAACUCUGGUAAUAACUAGAUGUCCAUGAUAAAGGGCUAGAGGUCAGACUGAUCUUUUCUCUUAUACCUGUGAAUGUUUGACAGAACUGUCUAGGGCAAGAAAAGGGGAGUAGGUCAUUUCUAUCUUGCACCCCAUUUUAUUUUUAUGACGCCACAAUGGUAUAACAAUUCACAAAAUCAGAAACAUUCUGAUGUCAAGAUGAGUAAAUUACAAUGCUUUUAUUGUGGUUCCUGAGCUAAUUCUGGUGAUUUGAAUGAGAAAGAAAUACUCUUUCAUGCCCAGGGAUGUAGGCAAGCCUCAGGUUUUACCCAGUUUGGAAACUCUGCUGGUGGAAUUUCCCUAUCUGACAUCCCCAGCCAUAAAAGAAUGUUAUGGUAAAACAUGUGUACAUGUACUAGGAACACUUUUAAUGUGACAACAUCCUAAUAUCAAUUUCAUCCGUGUCCAUGGUACAGGGUUAUCUCAUGAUCAUGGACAUCAGAAGUUGUAACAACAUUUUCCCCAAGGAGAAGUCAAGUAAUUUUUAGAAUGCCUGGGGUUCAUUAUUAACAUCUUUUUACGUACUGAAUACUUGGUAAGUUUGUAACAACACCUGUUAUCACAUUCCUGUUUUUAGUUUCAUAUGAUAUACAUUUAUAUUCUAAAUAACAUUCUUAUUUCAGAUUAAGUUUUCUAUUAUACAUUUAUAUUCUAAAUAACAUUCUUAUUU
Molecule: messenger RNA, 4224 nt
Organism: Mizuhopecten yessoensis (Yesso scallop)
Lineage: Eukaryota; Metazoa; Mollusca; Bivalvia; Pectinida; Pectinidae
Product: TNF receptor-associated factor 3-like
Exons: 13
Coding region: 208-1890 (560 amino acids)
Biological process (GO): regulation of canonical NF-kappaB signal transduction; regulation of apoptotic process; positive regulation of JNK cascade
Cellular component (GO): plasma membrane signaling receptor complex
Molecular function (GO): zinc ion binding; protein binding
Source: RefSeq, a predicted model, not a curated record